This is a messenger RNA of Tribolium castaneum (red flour beetle), 790 nucleotides long. RefSeq lists its product as uncharacterized. The record is from RefSeq and is a predicted model, not a curated record. Lineage: Eukaryota; Metazoa; Arthropoda; Insecta; Coleoptera; Tenebrionidae. The transcript has 2 exons. The coding region runs from base 97 to 744 and encodes 215 amino acids.
AAAUACGUGAUUAAGUACUGUAAUUAAUUAAUGCCCAGCUGGGUAUAAAAGGUAGCAGCAUAAUUGGUUUGAGUCAAACUGUUACUGUUCUUCAAGAUGAAAAAUACAAUUUUGCUCCUUUUCGUCGUAUACACAAUCCAGUUGUGUAACUCAGCUACGGUCGAAGACGCCGAGACUGAGCUCAAAAGACUCCGAAAACUGGCCACUCAUAAACUCCAAGCUGCAUCAUUUGAAUACAACAAAAUAUCUGAAGAAGUUGACUCAGCAGCGAAAGCUGAGCAAGACUAUGGCCAUUUCGAAAUUCACCAAAAAUCCAACAACUUGAAGACCAAGUUCAAUCAAGAUCACGGGAUUUCGCACAAGUGUCGUGGUUCAAGACACCACCUUAUCCACCAGCUGGGGGAAUCACACAUUGCUGAUCUGCAACGCUGCAUUGACCAUCAGCGUGCAGAAAUCGCCAAUGUUUUGUCCACACAAAAACUAGCAUUGGACGAACAGGUCUGGAGUGCAGUUUACGAGGAGGAAAAGCACAUUGUUCUGUGCGGUCUGGAUAGAGGUUGUCUUGAUGGUGCGAUUAAAAAUGUUAAGGAGAAAAUUGCCGAAGUGAUGAAGGUGAUUAAUGCAAAUAUCAGCUCCAGUCGGCAGCUGAAAGACGCCCAAGUGCUUUUGAUCAAGUCAUGUGCCAGGAGAAGUGUGGGCAAUGCUGGACAUGCACUGGAUAAUGUACCCCACUGUUCCUAUUAAAUGAUUAUUGUAUUUUGAUUCUUUAAAUAAACGCAGUUUUCGUUAU